Austrofundulus limnaeus is the source of this 1269-nucleotide messenger RNA. RefSeq names its product syntaxin 17 (gene stx17). Gene Ontology annotation, molecular function: SNAP receptor activity; SNARE binding. The record is from RefSeq and is a predicted model, not a curated record. Gene Ontology annotation, cellular component: autophagosome membrane; plasma membrane; SNARE complex. Gene Ontology annotation, biological process: intracellular protein transport; exocytosis; vesicle fusion. NCBI's taxonomy places the organism in Eukaryota, Metazoa, Chordata, Actinopteri, Cyprinodontiformes, Rivulidae.
CUUUUCGCAGACGCACUGGGUAAAAAGUUGUUUACAAACAACUUUUUGUCCGAAAAGAAAUAGAGAGAAAACCACUUUAGCCAGAUAUAGCUGACAUUAUUCUCAUCAGCAGUAUGGAGGCCUACAGUAGAUUUUAACAUUUAUAAAUCGUAUUUUUGAGCGGUCAAAUCGCUGCUAAAUGAGAUGUGACCUGACUUCUUUCUUUCGCCUCCAAACUGAAACCUGUAACAAGAAGAGUGUGUGGGCGCUGUGUGAUAAAGCUGAGCAGGUGCGGCGUUGAAGUUCCACAGAGGUGUUGGCCGUGGCCGCUCGGCAGGACACAUGGCAGAGGAAGGCAACAAGCUGACACUGAGGCGCCUGGAGGCACCCGUCCACAAGUUCUGUAAGGUGGCUCUGCCCACGGACCUGGAGAGGCUGCAGAAACACCACAGCAACAUACUGAAGUACCAGCAGAGCCAGCAGUGGGACCGCCUCCAUCAGGAGCACAUUAAUGCCAGCAGAACUGUUCAGCAGCUGAGAGCCAACAUCAGAGAGAUGGAGAAGCUGUGCAGUCGAGUCCGCCCUGAAGACGCCGAGGCUCUGGACGCUCUGGUCGAGCCUGUCAGGACCAGAGCGUCCGCCGCUGCGCAGGACUUCCUGCGUUUGCACUCCAGCCCGGCGCCUCGGCCCACCCCGGCAGCACCGGCCGCCGCGCCGCCGUCCGGCUGCCAGACGGUCGAAGACGAUGGAGAGGAAGUGAUGCCGGGGAGGCAAGUUCAGCUUCAGCUUCCUGAAAUUCCUGCUGAUCAAAAUGCAGCCGAGUCGUGGGACAACCUGGAAGAGGACCUUAAGGAGCUGAGUGGUUUAGUCACAGAGUUCUCCCUGAUCGUCCACGCGGCGGGCUACAAGUUGGCGGUGCUGCCGGUGGCCGGAGCGCUGCUGGGCGGCGUGCUGGGAGGGCCGCUCGGCCUGCUGGCCGGGUUCAAGGCCGCGGGGGUGGCCGCCGCCCUAGGAGGGGGCGCCCUGGGCUUCGCGGGCGGCAACCUGGUCCGGAAACACCGCCGAGCUCAUUUGGACCAACAGAUGCAGCAGGUGAUGGCCUCACCAGAGGACGAGCGCUGACAAUAACCGGAGAGUUCACCGAGGCCUGGCUGCGGACUGACACCUACACUACUGAGCAUCACUGUUACCAAACACUUUGUGACACAGUUAUGUAAUGACAGCCUUAAUCAGUUAAGCAUGUUUGGGUGAAAAUGACUGUGGGGACAAUUAAAACGGUUUUAUACACAG